Molecule: messenger RNA, 1372 nt
Organism: Truncatella angustata
Lineage: Eukaryota; Fungi; Ascomycota; Sordariomycetes; Amphisphaeriales; Sporocadaceae
Exons: 2
Coding region: 202-1236 (344 amino acids)
Source: RefSeq, a predicted model, not a curated record
CGCAUCUAGACUUCCAGCAAUAUCAAUAUUGCUUCUGAACAACCAAACAAGAUAUUACAAAUCAACAUCCUAUAGAGAAUUAUAUAAAGCGUAAUGUCUCAACGCUUCAUGUGAAAUGUUUCUCACAAUAUGUCUUUAUUAGAUCCAUUUAUCCUCUCCAAGUGGUUGCACUCGAACCAGUAGUUCAAAUCCCAGCAUACCAUGGCAGCUUCCAGUGGUUCGCUUUCCCUGGCACCAGAGGAUUACACGUUUCCUAAAAUAUUCAUUAAACACCAGAUACGACCAAAUCCCAAACCCACAUUUCAUGCGAUCUCGACUGCUCAAAAAACUGCUAUCAUAACAGGUGGCAACGCCGGGAUCGGUUUAGAAUGCGGGCGACUCUUGCUAUCACUUCAACUUUCUCAUCUGAUUCUUGCUGUACGAACGCCCCAAAAAGGAGAAGAAUCCGCAGCCCCUCUGCGAAAGCUUCACCCAAACACCAGGAUUGAUGUGUGGCACCUUGACAUGAACUCUUACGAAUCGAUACGCACAUUUGCCCGGAAGUGCGCAACACUCCCUCGGCUGGAUAUAGCUAUACUCAAUGCCGGGAUUAUGAACAUCAAGCUUGAAGUCAACACUUCUACCGGCCACGAGGAAAUGUUCCAAGUAAACUACCUGUCCACAGCACUACUCGCUUUGCUUCUCCUCCCGAUGCUCAAAAAAACCCCAACCGGCACCCCAGGCCGACUUACACUGGUGGCAUCGGGCGCAGCGCUAAUCGCCGAGUUUUCCGAACGAAACGCGGUGCCGCUACUUCCUGCCUUCGACGAUCACGGAAGCUGGGGCUCGUCUACUGCCAAGAAAAGAUACGAUACUACCAAAGGACUGGUACUGAUGCUUACGCUUCAGCUGAGCAAGAUGAUAAAGGCGGAAGACACAAUCAUCAAUGUCGUGGACCCGACGUUCACACCCGGCACCGGCUUUUUCCACGAUCUUCCGGUCGUUAUGAGGUUGCUUGCCUGGCCGCUUGCGACGCUGUUGGGCACCUCCGUGAACAAUGCAGCAUGGAGAUACGUGGAUGCCGCUGUGGCUCGGGGGCCUGAAAGCCACGGAAGCUUUGUUAGUGACUGGGAAAUCCAUCCGUUUCAUCCUUUCCAAUAUACCGAAGCGGGCGACAUAUUCAUGGAUCGUCUUUGGGACGAGACUGUCAAGGAACUGGACUUUCCCGAGAUAGGUGAGGCUUUGCAAUCUUUCUGAUGGUCAGGACUUUAUGGAGUAUGUUGUACUACAUAUGAAGCGCUAAAAGGCUAUGAUUGAUCCUUAGUAAUUCAAAGUAAAAGGAGGCUCAUUCUUCGAUAAAUAGUUAUAGGAAUUCUUUAUUGCAACAAACAAA